CUCCAUGGGUUCUAACAACAGCAGGACACACUGAAGUUGAUUUGGAAUGGUGUGGUAAUGUUGGACGUUGGUCAUUAUGUCACUCAACAGCAUGACAAUGUUGUGAUAAGAUUCGCUUGAAAAUGAACGGUUGUCCGAAGUAUGGAAUCAGCAUGUGGAGGCUGCGCUGAAGAAAUAAAACUGAACAAAUACACAGAAAAGAACUGGUUUGUGCUUCACGCCCGUGCAUCUCUUAUCAACCUACCAAAGGACCACAUUAACAAAAGGGAGUGGAAGAAACACCGGGAUCAGUUUAUACUAAAGUACAAACAAUAUAUAUCAGCUCUGCGAAAUAGUGGCGGAGGGAUUGUAUUUGUACACAUACAAGAUCUGGAUCCCACAGAUUGGUGCUUGGACCAUUUCCAUGAGCUUGUAGAUGAUCGGCUAAAUCUGUUGAUAGAAGAUGGCAGUUUGUUUGUAAAUACAUACAGAAAAGACUGGUUCUCAGAUGAAGGUGAAAAUAAGGGAAUCAUAGUAACCAUCGUUUCACCAUCUGCGAGUGUUGUCACUGUCAGUUACAACACAAAACUACCUCUUGACGGAAGCAUUGUUGACUCAUCGUGUGCGACAAUAACCGAGCUUCUACAACACCGUGAGAGGAUUAGGGAAUCAAUACCAACUAUCCGAGGAUUAGACAGCAUUAAAUUGCGUGAGAGCAGAAACAUUCAGGUGAAAACUAUUUUGGCAAAUUCUGUCAACUUUGAUGACAUUGAUACUGUUACUAAUUACAUUUGGAAGGAUCUUAAACUAGGAUUCUAUGUGAGUGCUUUUACCAAACUCGAAAGCGGGGGUUCAUUUUAUGUUGGAAUUGAAGAAAAACCAAAGUCGUAUGGCAAUUACAUAUCAAAGUGCCUGAACAUCACUGGUUUUGAAUGUAUGUUCUCCAGAGAAACAUUCAUAGAUCGCUUAAAAGAGAAAGCUCAGGGUGAAACACUCAUUCUUGCUGAUACUGACAUCGUUGUAAAAACAGACCUUAUUGAUGCAGUAUUCCAUCAAAUGGACGAUGAACAAAACACCUAUGUUCUCGAAGUAGCAGUGGCAGCUGUUCAGGGACUGGUGUUUUAUGACAGAAACGGACCAGAGGCAUAUGAACUUGGUGAAAAUGGUGGCAUCACGCGGAUAGACACAAAGAGCUGGCGGAGACGUAUUUUGAAAAAUCUCAUCGCAACAUCUUAAAUGUGGACAUGGAUACGCACUUAAAAACUGUGAUGUCACAAUCAUCUAUCACACAUCUGACGAUGAGAGAAUGCAUUGAUACGAAGCAGGAGAACAUUGUCACCAUCGCUUCCCUUGUCCAAAAUCGACCAACAGUGAAGCAGAUAGGAUCAAGCAUCUGUAAAAUUCACAGCCAUAUGAUGAAAGAUGCUACAUAUCCAAGUAACACCGUGCUUAACAGGUGUCUGCAUCAACGUCUCCAAGAGCUUUCAAGAAAUGGACUUUUCUUUGUUUCCAAGAACCUUUUCAUCUGUGGAGGGUUUUCACAACAAAAGGCAUCCCCUCAACCAGCUGAUUCCAUUCUAGAUGUAUGCAUGAUUGUUGAGAACAUGCCAGUUACCAUAUUGACACUAGUCCAAGACAACAGUGAACAUGUGGAUGAAACAGAUACAUACUGCUUAACACUUGCGAGAGAGGUAACUGUGGGUAUACGUUCAUAUUGUAAAGAACAUGUAACCGUUUUGUAUGGCGUGGUUACAGAACGGGACAUCAAUACCACAGAUAACUUUCAGGGCUUCCUGAAGAGGCUAAUAGAACAAAAUCAAAAACGUUACAUUCCAGAGUCUUUGAAAAUGCCAAACGAAAAAUGGAAAUGCAUUACACGAGCGUUUGCUGCAUCAAUUGCAAUUACAUCUUCUGUGUUCUGUGACAAUACUGAAAGUCUUUAUUUCCUGACUUAUGAACAAUUCUGUAUACUGAUCGAGAACAUAGACAAGAAAGAUGUUACUGUGAGAACAGCGCCAUCAAGCGGUGGGAGGACACUGAUCCGGGAGGUUGCCAGAAGACUGGAGAUAUCAGGACCGACAUUACUUGUCAUGGAAACAGAGGAUCAGAUACAGAUUGCAAGGGGGAUGGACACUUGCUCUUUCACAGCUACAUUAGAAGAAUGGAAAAAGAAACUAGAAGCAGGGACAUGGUCAAUGGGUGUAAUCAAUAUGGUGACCAACUGCCAAGACUGCCCUCCUGUGCCUGGUCUCUCUGGCAAAUCAUGGACAUUCAUCCCGGGCGGUGCGCCAAUUCCUGAAGUUGAAAAUAAAAACUCGCGAAGUGACAUCCACCUAGAUUCACAAACAGAGGUGUCGGAGGGAGUCCGCCACAAGCCAGAAGAACAUUUAUGGGAAACCAUAAAGUCCCUUGAGAACGAUUUGCACAAGUUGAAAGAGGAAAAUGAAGCCUUGAGGAUGAUAAAGAAGGACCUCACCAGUGGUCUUGAGUCCGUAUCCCUGGGUAGAUUCUCUAUGGACAGUGGCGUGGGCAGCAACUACAGCACGUUUAGUUCCGUUGCCAGUGGUGGCGCGAAUCCAGAGCAACUGGCUUCACCGGAGAAACAUAUAGGAGGUCUUAAAGUGCUUAAAAACUUAAAAAAGAAGCUAACAUCUGAAUCAUUCAAGUCAAAGAAACAAGCUCGAAAGAUCCCCGCCUACCUUCUGGACAACACAGCUGUGUACAUCCUGACAAAUCAUGUAAAUCACUCACCGAUUUUUCUGAUAUGUCAAACACUGGCGAUUGACCAACCCUGCUGUCACGUUACCUCGGAUGAUGAACACGUUGAGCUACAUCAGGGUAUGUGUCGCACACUUCAAACAUCGUUCUCCGCAGUGCCACAUGCAAAUACACAUACCAGGGCACAGUACUGGGAGACAGAGUCUGAUAUCGAACUGAAGGGGUUGGGUGUUUUGAUGGAGAUAGGGGUCACUGGAGCAAGCUCUGAAGAAAUGUCCUCCGUGAUACAUAAGCAAGCCAAUACUUGGAGUAUAAUGGUAACAGCCUGUGCCAUACACUCCGGUAUCUGUACACAAGUAUGGUUGGAAGGGAAGCAUGAACGGUGUUGUCAAGACACCAUGCCUCUAGAGCAAGUUAAAAAGGUCACACUGAGGCAUGGGGUAAUCGUGGAUGAGAAUGGAACAGUAGGAUUCUUUGACAUAAACAGAAACUGUCUCUUGUAUAAAUGCCAUACCCUAAUUCGAGAAGAUUUUUGCCAAGUGUUCGGAGUUGGUACACCCCUCUACAAUAACCCAGGAAAGAUGAAACUAAUCCGUGGGAAUAUGAUUGCAAUCACUGAUGAAAAACAGAGACUCAUUUAUGCUGCACUGACAAACUCUUCCGACGAUUCACGUGAACAGAUAAACUCUCGCUGGUUUGUUAGUUUAUAGUACAACUGUUGGGCGUUAAAGAAAGCACCGUGACCAAAGGGAAUAGAGACCUAUCCAUGUUGUGGAGACAGCUGACAAUCCUUAAAAUGAAAAUGGAGUUCAAAGAAGAUAUUUAGUGAGACAAUUUUAGUCAUUUAAUUUGCAGAUUGAUGUGACUUCUAACCUCAGUUUAUUUCAAAUUAAACGGCAAUGCACUGGGACCUUUUUUAGUGCCCAUGUAUGUUACAGUCAAUGGGAGGCAACUCAGUCUGUUAUAUUGCGGACAAUGCUGAAAGCGAUAUUUUUAAAAAUUGUUUGAACAGUAUUUCUUAGAAGUUGGCGGAUGACAAAAUAGACACAAUUUAUGGAUAACAACUGUAAAUGGCGACGUUUCGGCAUAGAUCCUUAUACUGUUGUCAAUCAAGGCUGAAUAAUGAACAUGGUACAGAAUAUAUAUAGUAGGUGGAGGAUUAACAGUAACAACAAUUGCAUACAUGAGUAGGUUAAAAAUAAUAACAUGAUUGACAGAGAAUACAUGACGAGGAAGCCAUCUCGGACCAUAUCAGCAACUGCCUUAAUCACAACAUCAACUGGGAAAACGUCCAAAUCCUCUCGAAAAACCACCAUGACUUUACUAUAAGAAAACUAACAGAAGCGGUCCACAUUCGCCGUGACAAGCCAUCAAUCAACCGAGAUCAAGGCUAUUUCAUCCCAUCCGCCUACUAUGAACUCCUAAAGCAAAAAUCACCACUCCUAUGUAUACAUAAUCCUGUGUAAUUGGCUUCCUGUUUAAUUGGCUUCUGUAAAUGGUUGAAAUCUUUAGUGGUUGUUAGAAUACCAUCCUGAAAAUGUUUAGUACCAACUGAUCCCGAUUCAGAAAUUGGUCAUUGUAUUUGCCUAAUUUUGCAUACAUGUCAGCAUUAUCGUUUACAUUUAAUACAUAGUGAAUAUAUAUAUAGUGAUAAAUUCAUAAAUAGUUUAGCUAAGAUGUCAGGUAUUUAUUUAUCCUCAGCUUUGCAAAUAUUUAGAUGUUUUCAGCAUGACUCUGUAUGCUUUGGCUUUGCAGUCAAAAUGUACAAUGUAUCCUCAAAGCUUAGCCUUGCGAAUUGAAAGCAGUAUCUAGGUUGCAGAUUGUUCCGCCGAAGUGGGUGAAUUAUUGUUAAACGAUGAAGUCAGCAAUAUUCGUGCUACUGCAUUGAGGCCUGUAAUAAUACGAGGCGAACCAGUAACCCGAAGCAUGAACAUCGAUCCACGCCACUGGGGUACGAUAACAGGCAAUCAAUACAGCCACAGAGGCUGAACACCUGAUCCGUAUCUUAGACAGCUCUUAGAACCAGCAUGAUCAUGAGAUAUUGCUGGCCUAUUUGGAUGCGGAAUCCCUACAACCGCUAAUAUGGUACUAGGGCUGGUCAAAAUGUUCUUAUCCAAACAAACAAAACCAACAAUUGUGAAAGUGUUUUUAAUUUUAUUUUUUACACAUUUAAUUACAUGGCUCAAUUCCACAAAUAGGUAAGGCUUAUUAGCAUGUUUAAACAUAUUUUAUCUUUAUGUACACUUUUUGUGUAACCUUUGAGGGUUACGACAUGCUUAUUUAAAUGUAUGUCAUGUUACUUGUGGAAUGAUGUAUAUGUUAGGUAUAUUUGUAAAUAUUGUUUUAAUUGUGAGUAUGUGGGCAAAACGUUGGUGGGAAAUUAUCUCCCUUGGCGUGACAGAAUAUGUCAUGACUGACUAAUUGAUAAAUUUGUAACAAUUUACGUGUGUUGUAAGAUGCCAUUAUACCAAUAUAUUUUAUAUGUAAGCUUCGUCUGAUAUGUAUGUAUAAUUGAUAUAAUUUAUGGCCGUUAAUAUUUUGUUGUAAUUGUUUCAGGGUCAUUUCUCCAUUUCUUCAUUUCUAUAUUUCUCCAUCUCUAAAUCUGAAUAAAACCGAUCACAACCCCA
Haliotis rufescens (red abalone) is the source of this 5324-nucleotide messenger RNA. RefSeq lists its product as uncharacterized. Lineage: Eukaryota; Metazoa; Mollusca; Gastropoda; Lepetellida; Haliotidae. The record is from RefSeq and is a predicted model, not a curated record. The transcript is spliced from 13 exons. The coding region runs from base 1224 to 3407 and encodes 727 amino acids.